Messenger RNA from Solea senegalensis (Senegalese sole), 1901 nucleotides. RefSeq names its product bone morphogenetic protein 3 (gene bmp3). Gene Ontology annotation, biological process: BMP signaling pathway; SMAD protein signal transduction. The transcript has 3 exons. The record is from RefSeq and is a predicted model, not a curated record. Gene Ontology annotation, cellular component: extracellular region. Bases 457 to 1749 code for a protein of 430 amino acids. NCBI's taxonomy places the organism in Eukaryota, Metazoa, Chordata, Actinopteri, Pleuronectiformes, Soleidae. Gene Ontology annotation, molecular function: cytokine activity; growth factor activity.
AAUAAAUAAAACACACACACACACAGAGUAAUGAUUUCACAAUAAAAGCCUGGUGUAAACGCUUCCUCUUCAUUACUCUGAUGACGUUCUUAUUAGCUGCUGCUAAUGUACACAACAUGAGCUAAAGGGGCGAUGAUGAUGUCACUGUGACAUCAUCAUCAGAGAGAGAGAGAGGGAGAGAGAGAGAGAGAGAGAGAGAGUGCACUCUAAACAGUGAGCUUCUCUCUUCACCUUCACUGAAGCUGUGGACUGGACUGGACUGUCUGUCUGUCUGUCUGUCUCUCUCUCUAACUGAUCAGUGAUCAGCUGAGUUGAGGUCAGAGGUCACGUGUUUCUGUGUCCUCAGGUGAGGACGUGAUAUCUGUGUGGACUUAAUCUCUUCUUCUUCUUCUUCUUCUGUCGGAACCGUGUUUAAUUUCCUCCAUCUUUAUCAUCAUCAUCAUCGUCUUCAUCACGAUGUGUCCUCUGGUCUCGCGGGUUGUCCUCGCGCUCCUGUGUGUGUGGGCGUACCUGUGCCGUGGACAGUGCGCGCUCCUGAGGACAGACACGAGCUCUGAGCGGAGGACAGUGGACAAACAUCACGAGGACACGCUGACGGAACACAUGCAGCUGCUUUAUGACAAAUACACGCGCGCGGGCUUUUCCUUCAGAGACGGAAACACGGUCCGGAGCUUCAAAGCACACCGCGGUUCCGUGGACAGGAAGCAGCUGCAGAUCUUUAAUCUCACGUCCCUCACUAAGUCUGAGGACGUCCUCUCAGCCACGCUUCAUUUCUACGUCACAGAUCUUCGCAAGGCCACACGGGGGGGCCGCGGUCACCGCAGCCCGCGGGGACACACCCACGUCCAUGUGGUGAUCUGGAGCUUCGGCUCCGUGGCCGACGAGCCGCGGACACUGGGACAGUUCCACGUGAACGUGUCCACGCCCCACAGAGGCGGGGUCUCGUGGCAGUGGAAGGACAUCACGCGCGCGCUCACCGAGGCCAAACAUCGCGGCGAGCUGCUGAUCGGCAUCGACGUGAAGAAGAAUCUGCCGUUGCGGCGCUCGCCGUACAUCCUCGUCUACGCCAACGACUCGUCCGUUUCUGAACCCGAGAGUGUGGUCGCCACAUUGCAAAGACACCGUGCAGUGGGCGGAGACUCCCUUGGCUCCGCCCCACACAGUUUCCUCAGACUGGGUGAGCGGAACCAGACGCGGCGCAGACGCUCGGUCGACGUUCUGCUCCCGUUACAAAACAACGAGCUCCCCGGACCCGAGUAUCCGUACGAGACGGCGGGCUGGGACGAGUCCGGUCCUUAUCGACCGCUCCAGAACAAACGGGGGCGGCGACCGCGGAAGAAGACGCGCAAGAAUCAGCGGCACAAGGUUCCUCUGCUGCAGUUUGACGAGCACACGAUUAACACGGCGAGAAAGAAGCAGUGGAACGAGCCGAGGAACUGCGCGCGCCGACACCUGAAGGUGGACUUCGCCGACAUCGGCUGGAGCGAGUGGAUUAUUUCACCUGAGUCGUUUGAAGCCUUCUACUGCUCUGGAUCCUGUCAGUUCCCCAUGCCCAAGUCUCUGAAGCCGUCGAAUCACGCCACCAUCCAGAGCAUCGUGCGAGCGGUGGGCGUGGUCCCGGGGAUCCCUGAGCCGUGCUGCGUCCCGGAGACGAUGUCCUCGCUGAGCAUCCUCUUCUUUGACGAGGACAAGAACGUGGUGUUGAAGGUUUAUCCAAACAUGACGGUGGAUUCCUGCGCCUGCAGAUAGUUUCACGUUUCCUUUAACUCCUCCUCCUGCUUCACAUCACUGGGGGUGGGCGGAGCCUGGUGUUAAUGCUAAAAAGGAUGCUGCUCACAGGUCACGUGACUUUUUCUCGUGGACGUUAAAGAGGAAGAUUAAAUAUCCGUGAUGUGAUAAAA